AAAUGGCUUUCCAUGUGGAAGGACUGAUAGCUAUCAUCAUCUUCUACCUCCUAAUCCUGCUGGUUGGAAUAUGGGCUGCCUGGAGAACCAAAAACAGUGGCAACUCGGAAGAGCGCAGCGAGGCCAUAAUAGUCGGUGGCAGAGACAUUGGUCUGCUGGUGGGUGGAUUUACCAUGACAGCCACCUGGGUCGGAGGAGGUUACAUCAAUGGGACAGCUGAAGCAGUGUAUGUACCAGAUUAUGGUCUAGCUUGGGCUCAGGCACCAAUUGGAUAUUCUCUUAGUCUGAUUUUAGGUGGUCUGUUUUUUGCAAAACCUAUGCGUUCCAGAGGAUAUGUGACCAUGUUAGACCCAUUUCAGCAGAUCUAUGGAAAACGUAUGGGCGGCCUUCUGUUUAUUCCUGCACUCAUGGGGGAAAUGUUCUGGGCGGCGGCCAUCUUCUCCGCUUUAGGAGCCACCAUCAGCGUGAUCAUUGACCUCGACGUGCACAUCUCUGUCAUUGUCUCCGCGCUCAUCGCCAUCCUGUACACCCUGGUGGGCGGUGUCUACUCCGUGGCCUACACUGACGUUGUUCAGCUCUUUUGUAUUUUCGUAGGAUUGUGGAUCAGCGUCCCGUUCGCACUGUCACAUCCUGCAGUUACCAACAUUGGGUUCACCUCUACGCACACCAAGUACCAGGCUCCUUGGCUGGGGACCAUCGAAUCAUUUGAAGUCUACAGUUGGCUUGAUAGCUUUCUGUUGUUGAUGUUGGGUGGAAUCCCAUGGCAAGCCUACUUCCAGAGGGUCCUUUCUUCAUCCUCAGCCACCUAUGCUCAGGUGCUGUCCUUCCUGGCAGCAUUUGGAUGCCUGGUGAUGGCCGUACCAGCCAUACUCAUUGGGGCCAUUGGAGCGUCAACAGACUGGAACCAAACUACCUAUGGGAUUCCAGACCCCAAAAGUAAGGAGGAAGCAGACAUGAUUUUGCCGAUCGUGCUGCAGUACCUCUGCCCAGUGUACAUUUCUUUCUUCGGUCUGGGUGCAGUUUCUGCUGCUGUGAUGUCAUCAGCAGAUUCUUCUAUUUUGUCAGCAAGUUCAAUGUUCGCUCGCAACAUCUACCAGCUUUCAUUCAGACAAAACGCAUCAGACAAGGAAAUCGUUUGGGUCAUUCGAAUCACAGUGUUUGUGUUUGGAGCUUCUGCGACCGCUAUGGCGUUGCUGACCAAGACCGUGUACGGGCUCUGGUACCUGAGCUCGGACCUCGUCUACAUCAUCAUCUUCCCGCAGCUCCUCUGCGUGCUCUUCGUCAAGGGGACCAACACGUACGGAGCCGCUGCGGGUUACGUUUCUGGCCUUUUCCUGAGAAUAACUGGCGGGGAGCCAUACCUGUACCUACAGCCCUUGUUCUUCUACCCCGGCUAUUACUCUGAUAAGAACGGCAUAUACAAUCAAAGGUUCCCGUUCAAAACCCUCGCCAUGCUUACCUCAUUCCUAGUCAACAUCGGCGUCUCCUAUCUGGCCAAGUACCUGUUCGAAAGCGGAACCUUGCCACCCAAACUGGAUGUGUUUGAUGCUGUUGUCGCAAGGCACAGUGAAGAAAACAUGGAUAAGACAAUUCUGGUCAAAAACGAAAAUAUUAAGUUGGAUGAACUCGCACCUGUGAAGCCCCGACAGAGCAUAGCUCGAAGCUCAACUUUCACCAAUAAAGAGGCCUUCCUCCACAUGGACUCCAGCCCAGAGGGGUCUGGGGCUGAGGACGGUUUGCAAUGACCCCCCGAACCAAACAGAGCUCUCUCUCAGACAGAGCUCUGCAGCAGGCUAG
This is a messenger RNA of Molossus molossus (Pallas's mastiff bat), 1797 nucleotides long. RefSeq names its product solute carrier family 5 member 7 (gene SLC5A7). Gene Ontology annotation, cellular component: plasma membrane; dendrite; synapse. Gene Ontology annotation, molecular function: choline:sodium symporter activity. NCBI's taxonomy places the organism in Eukaryota, Metazoa, Chordata, Mammalia, Chiroptera, Molossidae. The transcript has 8 exons. The coding region runs from base 3 to 1745 and encodes 580 amino acids. The record is from RefSeq and is a predicted model, not a curated record. Gene Ontology annotation, biological process: neuromuscular synaptic transmission; synaptic transmission, cholinergic; choline transport.